Molecule: messenger RNA, 3941 nt
Organism: Nomia melanderi (Alkali bee)
Lineage: Eukaryota; Metazoa; Arthropoda; Insecta; Hymenoptera; Halictidae
Product: eEF1A lysine and N-terminal methyltransferase homolog
Molecular function (GO): S-adenosylmethionine-dependent methyltransferase activity
Source: RefSeq, a predicted model, not a curated record
CUUUGAUAAUUCAAGACCAAUUUUUAUCUUAUUUUAUUAUUACGAAUACUGCUAAAAUAUUGAAAGAAAAAAAAACUUAGAUAUAUUUAAUGACACUUUAAUACCUUUGAUAAUACUGGUCUUUUUUUUAUUGAUCAUACUUUAUAUAUGUAAAACAAGUAAGGUAUGUUGUUAGGUAUUAAGCGAAGAUACAUAGCAUAUACAGAAAAUUUUAUAUCUUACCAGAUUAUCGUGUAAUUGUGUAUAAACGAGCAUAUUACAAGCAAAAUAGAAUGUACAAUAUAUGUACGUUCUUUAAUACUGAGCAAAUUCUAUACUGUAUAAAUGUUGUCGAGUAUAUUUUAUGUGUGUAAAGAAUACACAAGGGUUCCCAUGGAAAAGUUAGACCAAAGCUUUAUAAGAAAAUUUAGUUUGAACAAGUUUUAUAGAAAUUAUAGUAUAUUCCAUGGUGAUGGAACAAUUUGAAGUACAGUUGCUUCUUGUUUAAGGCUGUGCAUGUAUCUUUUAAUUGAACAUAAUCUAAUAUGUUAUUUGUGGUUAGUUAUUAUUAAUGGUUCAAAAUGAAUAGCAUUAUUUACAUCCCUAUAAUCACAUAUAAAAAGCUUUUAUAUCGGUAACAUAUAAAUAUAUGAAUGUGAGUCAUGAAUGUUCUGUGCAUACUCUUUAUAUAAAAUGUACAUAUAUAUAUAUACAUAUAAAAUAUAUGAAAGUAGUUGUAUAUAUAUAUAUAUAUUAGUGUAUUGACUUUGUUUGUAAUAAAUCAACAUGUUAUAAUCUUUUUGUACUAUUGUUUUUUUAAUGAGUUCCAAAAUAUAUUGAAUCAACAUUACAAUAGUUGUAUUUAUUCAGUUUACUAAACAUUACCAAAAUUUUGUAUAUAGUUUCGGUAAACAUUAAAUAAUGAAACACUGAAUUACGUAUAUAUUUCUAUAUCAGUUUUAAUCAUUUAGUGUAAUUUUCAUAUAUUAUAAAAGAAAUUGAUAAAGUUGUAAAAUGUACGUCUUUAAGUAACGGUCACCGUGCGUAGAAACGUUCUCGUUUAAAUGUCUAUAUACUGUAUAAAAAGAUAAUUUGAGUAAGCUUUAUGUUCAAACUAUUAGAGCUUAAUUUUAGUAAAAAUUUUUAUCUUAAUUUUUUGCAGCAUUUAAAAGUGAUAAUACUCGAAUAAAAAUGAAAACAACAUCAAAAUAGGAUUUUGAGUGCUAUUAGGUUAGAAACGGAUGUAUAUUAUUAAUUGAUUUACAAUAAAUUAAUAUAGUAAAGAAUUUUGUUAUAAUGUAUAUAUUGUUCCUGUUUAAAAUAUAAUGUGAUACAAACAUUUUCUGUGUUUAAAAUAUUUGUGCAAAAGUACUUAAUUAUAACAGUGAUAUAUAAAAUUAAUCUACGUAAUUUAAUAUGAUGUAAAAUAAAAAAAUUUAUCUAGAUUUCAAUAUAAAAAUAAUUAAAAAUUAGAUGACAAUACGUUUGUUGAUAUGGUGUAAGUAAUUACCUAAUCGAGAAUCGUUAACCUAUCUAUUUAACCUGCUUGUAUGAAUUACAAUAACAAACGAUUUAAAACAAAUAUACGUCAUCAAAAUUAUAAUAUUCCUUAUAAAAUAUAAAAUAUGAAUUUGUUACCAAAAACGCAUGAAGAAUUUAGUCAAGUCGAAUACUGGAAUACAUUUUUCAAAAAACGUGGUAAAAAAAGUUUUGAAUGGUAUGGAGAAUAUCCAGAAUUAUGCAGUAUACUUUUAAAAUUCAUGAAAGUAAAAGAUAAUAUUUUAAUUGUUGGCUGUGGUAAUUCAACGCUUAGUAUGUGUUUGUACGAUGCUGGUUACAGGAAUAUUACUAAUAUUGAUAUAUCACAUAUUGUUAUUAAACAAAUGUGUGAUAUUAAUGCAUCAGUGAGACCAGAUUUAAUUUAUGAACAAAUGGAUGCUACACAAAUGACAUAUCCAAGUGAUACAUUUAGUGUUAUAUUAGAUAAAGGUACUUUAGAUGCUCUUAUGCCAGACACCAAGGAAAAUACAACGACCAUAGUUAAUAAAUAUUUUAAAGAAAUUACAAGAGUUCUACGUAACGGUGGUAGAUACAUUUGUAUUUCUUUACUACAAGAACAUAUUUUAACAGAACUUCUGUCUUAUUUUCCUUCUGCUGGAUUUAUGUUUCGUAUAAUACGUUGUUACGAAGCAGAAGCAAAAGCACGCAUAGAAGAAGGUAGUUUGAUUCCAGUGUUUGUAGUUGUUGCAACAAAAUUUAAAAAUUUACAACAACUAGUUUUAGAAACGGUAUUGGUUGACGGUCCACCAAAGCGGGUGUCAACAACAAAUGAUAUGUUAUCAGCUGUGCUUUCAACUCAGCAGUCAGCUUUAAUAUGUAAUAAUCUUCAGAAACGUAGCGUAGCCGAUGUUGGAGAAAUAUCAUUGGACUUACAUCGACCUGACGACGAACAUCCACGCUACACAAUUUAUGUGUUGGAUAAGCCUAAAAUGCACGGUACGAAAACGUAUGCAGCGUUCAUAGUACCACAAGGAAAAGAAACAGAUUGGUUAUUUAGUACAAAGGAAGGAAGACAACAAGUUCUUAAAAGCGCACAACGAGAUAGACUUGCAAUUGUCACUCUACGCAGGGAACAUAAGUUUGAUAGUUGGGAUGCUGUAAAAACUGAACUGGAAGAUUGUAUUCUGAAUUUAGCGCCAGAUGGUUUAUCUGGUAAAAAUGAUAUUCCAUUUUUAUCAUUAGGAUCUGAUGUAGGGCAGAGAGUUAUAUGUUACGAAGGAAAAAGCGAGCUUAGUGGUUCUUUUGUGGUUGAAGAGAUUGAAAGGGAUGGUUAUGAGUUUAGAAGACUGGUGUUUCUAAAUAACCCUUAUGUUAUCCAAAGCGAAGCUCGACUUAAACAAGUUAAAUCUAGACGUGGCAAAAUGAAAAAAGUUAUAGAUCCGGGCUUCCUAGCUUGCGAUCAUCAUUUAUAUAUGAGCAUUGGUGUUGCUGCUGUGAUAAAUCAGAAAGAGUAUGAUGAAAUUAUGAUCAUAGGAUUAGGCGGAGGGAGUUUGUGUACAUUUUUGUACAAUUGUUUUCCUAAAUUAAAAAUUAUUGCAGUUGACAUCGACGAAGCAAUGCUCAAAGUUGCAACUGAUUAUUUUGGACUUACUCUUGAUACCAGAAUGAAAGUUGAAAUCUCUGAUGGAGUUCAGUUUAUCAAAGAAUACGUAGCGACUGGAAAGAAAUGUAAGGCUAUACUUUUCGACGUGGACAGUAAAGACACUACAGUUGGGAUAAGUUGUCCACCUAAACAAUUUUUAGAGAUGUCAGUUAUAAAAUCGGUGUCAGAAUGUUUAACGAAUGAUGGUGUUUUUAUAUUGAAUUUAGUUAGUCGAGAUCAGACAAUAAAGAAAAAAGUAAAGAAUGAUUUGAAAUCAAUAUUUAAUUGUAUAGCAUGUUAUUCCGUUCAGGACGAAGUAAACGAAAUAAUUUUAUGUUCUAUAAGUGAGAACGACAGCGCUGAAUGGAAAAAUAAAUUGAAAGCAGCUGCUACAACUUUAAGUUGUCAAGUGUCAGCAAGAAAACUAUUGAGUAACGCAGAUAUAUUUGAUUUGUCAUCUUUCUUGGAGAAUCUUAAUUAAAUUUAAUGACUAUUCAAAAUUCCUGUUUCUUGUUCCCAUGUUUCCUUUUCAAAGUGUCGGUAAUUGAUAACGUAAUUAUAGUAUAACAUCUAAGCGACUUUGUGUUGCUAAUACAUUUUGUUAUAAAUACCUGCUCUUAAUAAGAUCUCUUUUCUCCACUUUAUAUUUUGAUGCGGUGUUGUGUUUUGUAUCUAAAAAGGUCACGUGGAUUUUUUGUCAUGUUAUAAUUUUAAAUUAAAGAAACAAUAUUUACUUGUACAUUUUGGUUCCUUCUAGUUAUGACUAUACUAAUUGAAAUUAUGCAUUACGUAUUAUAGAAUUAAAUACCUCUGUCUAGAA